AAGCUCUCUUUGGAUUAAGCAGUGUGAGCUUUGGAGAAAAUGUAAAGGGGAGAAAGCUUCCCUGGGGGUACUCGGUCUGACAAGUGGUGGGGCUGGAGCCACCAAAUUCCUCUUUCUCUUGUCUUUUCCAUUUGAAAAAAAAAAGAAAACCAAACCAAAAAACAAAAGUCAUCUCAUCCUGGUUUUCUGCUGCAGCUGAUCCGGCAUGGUAAGUGGUGUAAAACAAGGACAAGAUGACUGCAGGAACUUGAUGUGACCUGUUCAAGGAAAUAAUAGCUUGGCACACUGAAAUCCAGGUGGUGCAUGGAAGGCAGUGUGUGUCUGAGUGUCUGUCCGUCUGUCUGUCUCUCUGUGGAAGGCAGCUGCUCGUGCCUCUUGCCCGGUGGAAUGGAAGGAAAUAGUCCUCCAGCUUGGGAAGAGCCAGGCAAGCCCCUGCUGGGAGAUGCGCUGGGAGCACUGCCACCUCCCCUUUCCCCAGCUGGAGACCUUACUACCCAAACAUCUCACCUAAACGUGUGAUUUUCCCCCGCUGACUGAAAGGAGAAGUGUGUUCAAAGCAUUUCUUGUAACCCAGGUGAGAUUGAGGCACUUGGGUCACCUAACCUAGCCGGGAGGCACAGCUCCAGUGACGCACGCUGCCCGCCACUCCGGCAGCCCUGCCUGCAUCCGGCACGGUGCGCCGGCGCUCCCGCCUGUGCUGAGCAUGCUCGAGAAAUGAUGGCAUUGUGCGUGCCUGCCUCGGUGCUGGUCUUCCUCAUUAACGGCCUGCUCAUUAACACCCUGAUCCCCUUCCUGCCUGUGUGUAGGCAGUAGCGGUGCCUCCUUGGGGGUGACCUUGAAAUCUGGUUAGCGAUGAGCAGAGCGAAACCCUCUGGGAGCAGAUGUUGCCGGGAGGCAUCUCGCUGCUCUGUGGCGGAUAGCGCUGCCCUUGAUGCAGCUUGUUGGGAAGGUGCUUUUUGGUGAAGAAGGUAGCAGGUGAAGAGGCUGUGGUGGGCGGUCUCCCUCUGUCAUCCGAGGGGUGCACGUGACAGGAGAUCUCAAACCAUGCAGCUCAACUGCUCCCCAGUGUCUGAUGCCCCCCAUUCCUCUCCCUGCCCCUCCCUCCUCUCACCAGACUUUCCACCGGGAUUUCUUUUCCACCUAGCGCGUAGUCGUCCUCCAUCCCAACCCUUUUGCCUCUGAUGGUUUUUGACUGUAUUUUAAAUACUGUAUUUUUUUGACUUGUGCUUUCCAUGACUAGUUCUCACAGUUCCAGGUUUGUUUUUUUUUUUACUAACUUUGACUGCGUCUCUCUGUCUUCUCCCUUUCUGCACCCCCUUCCCUACCCACCCCAGAUCUCGCAGUGUUCAAGGAGCGGCUGAGAGUGUUAACAGUAGGAGGCUUUUACGGGCUGGAUGAGUCUGACCUCGACAAGGUCUUCCACUUGCCCACAACCACUUUCAUUGGUGGAAACGAAUCGGCUCUUCCGCUCCGUGAGAUCAUCCGUCGGCUGGAGGUUGACCUUGGGAGAAGCAAAGCUGCACCGACAUCUUAGACAAGCUAUGGCGUACUGCCAGCACAUCGGUGUAGAGUUCAUGUUUAUCAACGACCUGGAGCAGUGCCAGUGGAUCCGGCAGAAGUUUGAGACUCCGGGCAUCAUGCAGUUUACCAAUGAAGAGAAACGCACGCUGCUGGCCAGGCUGGUCCGCUCUACCAGGUUUGAGGAGUUCCUUCAUCGGAAAUGGUCUUCAGAGAAGCGUUUUGGUCUGGAGGGCUGUGAAGUGCUGAUCCCAGCCUUAAAGACCAUUAUUGAUAAGUCAAGCGAGAAGGGAGUGGAUUAUGUUAUCAUGGGAAUGCCCCACAGGGGACGCCUCAAUGUUCUUGCCAACGUGAUCAGGAAAGAGCUGGAGCAGAUCUUCUGCCAGUUUGACUCCAAGCUGGAGGCUGCUGAUGAGGGCUCCGGUGAUGUGAAGUACCAUCUGGGAAUGUACCACCGGCGGAUUAACCGUGUCACUGACAGGAAUAUCACCCUUUCCUUGGUGGCAAAUCCUUCGCACUUGGAGGCAGCUGAUCCCGUUGUUCAGGGCAAGACUAAAGCAGAGCAGUUUUACUGCGGGGACACGGAAGGGAAGAAGGUGAUGUCCAUCCUCCUGCACGGAGACGCCGCUUUCGCUGGGCAGGGCAUCGUGUAUGAGACAUUCCACUUGAGCGACCUUCCCUCCUACACCACCCACGGCACUGUUCACGUUGUGGUGAACAACCAGAUUGGGUUCACAACAGACCCCCGGAUGGCCCGCUCCUCCCCAUACCCAACCGAUGUCGCCCGUGUGGUGAACGCACCCAUUUUCCACGUCAAUGCAGACGACCCAGAGGCCGUCGUCUACGUGUGCAAUGUGGCAGCAGAGUGGCGUAGCACCUUCCAUAAGGACGUGGUGGUGGAUUUGGUUUGUUACAGACGCAAUGGCCACAACGAGAUGGACGAACCCAUGUUCACGCAGCCCCUGAUGUACAAACAGAUCCGGAAACAGAAGCCAGUGCUGCAGAAAUAUGCAGAGCUGCUGAUUUCCCAGGGGGUGGUAAAUCAGCUGGAGUACGAGGAGGAAAUCGCCAAGUAUGACAAGAUCUGCGAGGAGGCCCAUGCGAGAUCCAAGGAUGAAAAGAUCUUGCACAUCAAGCACUGGCUGGACUCACCCUGGCCUGGUUUCUUCACUCUGGAUGGCCAACCCCGGAGCAUGACCUGCCCUUCCACUGGUCUGAACGAAGAGGACUUGACGCACAUUGGUCAGGUGGCCAGCUCAGUGCCAGUGGAGGAUUUCACUAUCCACGGAGGUUUGAGCCGUAUCCUGAAAACCCGUGGGGAGAUGGUGAAGAACCGGACAGUGGACUGGGCCCUGGCAGAGUACAUGGCGUUUGGUUCCCUGCUCAAAGAGGGCAUCCACAUCCGCCUGAGUGGCCAGGACGUUGAGAGGGGGACGUUUAGCCAUCGCCACCAUGUCCUGCAUGACCAGAAUGUGGACAAGAGGACCUGUAUCCCCAUGAACCACCUGUGGCCCAACCAGGCUCCUUACACUGUCUGCAACAGCUCUCUGUCGGAGUACGGCGUCCUCGGAUUUGAGCUGGGCUUUGCCAUGGCCAGCCCCAACGCCCUGGUGCUUUGGGAAGCCCAGUUUGGGGACUUCCACAACACCGCCCAGUGCAUAAUUGACCAGUUCAUCUGUCCCGGGCAGGCCAAGUGGGUGAGGCAGAACGGCAUUGUCCUGCUGCUUCCCCAUGGCAUGGAGGGCAUGGGUCCUGAGCACUCCUCCGCCCGCCCAGAGCGAUUUUUGCAGAUGUGCAAUGACGAUCCUGACGUCUUCCCUAAACUGGACGACUUUGAUGUGCGUCAGCUCUAUGACUGCAACUGGAUUGUUGUGAACUGCUCCACUCCGGCCAACUUCUUCCACGUCCUCCGGCGCCAGAUCCUCCUGCCCUUCCGCAAACCGCUGAUAAUUUUCACUCCAAAGUCGCUGCUGCGCCACCCCGAAGCCCGCUCCAGCUUUGACGACAUGCUGCCAGGCACCCACUUCCUCCGUGUCAUCCCCGACAGCGGCCCUGCGGCCCAGAGUCCUGAGCGGGUGAAGCGAGUGCUGUUCUGCACUGGCAAGGUCUACUACGACCUGACCCGUGAGCGCAAGGCCCGGCAGAUGGAGGCCGACGUGGCAAUCACCAGGGUGGAGCAGCUCUCCCCGUUCCCCUUCGACCUCCUCCAGUUGGAAGCCCAGAAGUACCCAGCUGCCGAGCUGGUGUGGUGCCAGGAGGAGCACAAGAACCAGGGCUACUACGACUACGUCAAACCCCGGCUGCGCACUACCAUCAACCGCGCCAAGCCCGUCUGGUAUGCAGGGCGGGAGCCAGCGGCUGCCCCUGCCACCGGCAACAAGAAAACCCACCUGACGGAGCUGCAGCGGCUCCUUGACACAGCCUUCAACCUCGACGCCUUCAAGGACCUGGCCUAAGUGCCAGCCCGGCGGCGGCAGCAGCAUGCGCCCGUCUGUGUCUGUCCGUGUCUGUCCCGCGCUCGCCUCCCCCUUCCCUCCGUAACUACAGACCUUGUCCAACCCUA
Molecule: messenger RNA, 4081 nt
Organism: Falco peregrinus (peregrine falcon)
Lineage: Eukaryota; Metazoa; Chordata; Aves; Falconiformes; Falconidae
Gene: OGDH
Product: oxoglutarate dehydrogenase
Exons: 21
Coding region: 1395-3974 (859 amino acids)
Biological process (GO): tricarboxylic acid cycle
Cellular component (GO): mitochondrion; oxoglutarate dehydrogenase complex
Molecular function (GO): oxoglutarate dehydrogenase (succinyl-transferring) activity; thiamine pyrophosphate binding
Source: RefSeq, a predicted model, not a curated record